AUGCAGUCAGCAGAAGCUUUGAGUUAUUGGCAAGACAAAAUAGGAUCAUCACCUGUAGUAAUAAGUUGGUUAAGAAUGGGGUUCCAUUGUUUUCAUGGAGGUUCUUUACUUGCAGCACAACAAACCCCAAAAUACAAUAACAGUGAAAGCACAAGUAAUAGUUCCAGAUUCAAAGAUCUUAGAGGUAAGGGCGUUGAUGUCAGAGCUUAUAAAGAAAGAGAAGAUAUCACGGUGUCAAAUAGUUGGAAUAAGUGGCUAGACAAGGCGUGGGAUGUGUAUAGAGAUUUCUGUGAAGUUAUGGAUUUGAGGGUGCUUCCAUCUGAG
This is a messenger RNA of Racocetra persica, 324 nucleotides long. The record is from the annotation of a GenBank genome assembly. Lineage: Eukaryota; Fungi; Glomeromycota; Glomeromycetes; Diversisporales; Gigasporaceae.